AUGAAAAUAUCCACCCCAGGCAAGAUGAACUUGACAAAGAAGUUUGAUCGUGCCUUUCAAUGGGCUGGCGAGAAGAUGGGCGGCGAGGCCAAGACCAACAUGACGGACGACUUCAAAAUGCUGGAGAUGGAGAUGGCCUUGAGAUUUGAUGGCAUGGAGCGUCUGCAAAGGUCAAUGAAUGCCUACGUUAAGUGGCUUGGCCGCCGCGAUACCUUCGAUGACAAGGAGAAGGGCCUUGCAGGUGGAUACCUUGGUCGAACCAUGGUGAGCCACGGAGAAGACUUUGAGAGCGACUCGGAUUUUGGAAACUGCUUGAUAGCCCUGGGACGCGCCAAUGAAAACUGUGCUGCAUAUCAGGAGCAGCUCGUCGCCGAUGCCACGACUGUAUGGCUCGAGUCCCUAGAACGAAGCUUGGCUACAAUGAAGGACUACCAGGCCGCCCGCAAGAAGCUGGAGAACCGUCGACUUGCGUACGAUGCAAGCAUGACCAAACUGUCAAAGGCGCGGCGCGACGAUUACUGUAUUGAGGAGGAAGUCCGCUCAGCAAAGGCCAAGUAUGAAGAGACAACCGAAGACGUAUGCAGGCGCAUGCAGGACAUCAAGGACGCCGAGGCCGACUCGACGCGCGACCUGACGAGCUUCCUUGACGCCGAGCUUGAAUACCACGAGCGAUGUGCCGAGGAGCUCCGCCGCACGCGAGAGAACUGGGCUGGUGCCAAUGUGCAAGCUUCGCCGUCACGAAGCAUGCACAGUAGCUUUGGUGGAAGGCCCGGUGGGGCUACCAUUUCGAUUAGGAGCCGUUCGAACACGACGCAGUCAUUUGGUGAGAGGCUGUCGCGCACAAACACUAGCGGCAGCACGGGCAACUCUAGCGUCCAGAAUUACACUUAUGAGGAACACGAGCCUGCGCCACCGGUUCGCAUGCCCACAAUCCGCUCAGCAUCGCGCUUAUCGGCCAACGGUGCCGCCCCCGACGUCCCAGCCCGCCCUGGCGUGGUACGUAGCAACACAUUCCAGGGCGGCGCCACGAUUGAGCGUAACACGCAAUCAAUGUCCGGGUCCAGCACCCCUAGCGGGUACCAGCCGAGCUUCCAACAGCAGCAAAACGCCGCAGCCACAAUGUCAGCCAACAUCGGCUCGCUGCGUGGCCAACUUCGUCCCGUCAGCCGUAUAGUGACGCAACCCCGGGAGGACAACGUGUUUGCCGAUGGAUACGAUGACGACACGACCAGCAGCGGUGACAGCCCGAAGUGGAGCGCGGGAGACAGGUGUUCGUCACCUGCAACAAGCUACGGCAGUGGUGCUUCGCGGACCGCGAACACAUUGGGCAGCCGCAAGGCACCGCCCCCUCCACCUAGCCGAUCCAAGAAGCCGCCGCCACCUGUGCCGGCAAAGCGAGAGGUGCUCUACUAA
Molecule: messenger RNA, 1413 nt
Organism: Pyricularia pennisetigena
Lineage: Eukaryota; Fungi; Ascomycota; Sordariomycetes; Magnaporthales; Pyriculariaceae
Exons: 4
Coding region: 1-1413 (470 amino acids)
Cellular component (GO): cytoplasm
Molecular function (GO): protein binding
Source: RefSeq, a predicted model, not a curated record